GGUUCACGAGAACGAAAGUGAAAAUAAAGGGCUUUGGCGGUCAACGUCAAGGUGGCGAUCUCCGUUGACUACCACGUGUCGAGUUCUCAUUGGACCACUAUUUUCUCCACGGAAGUCGCCCAUUUUAAUCCCAGCCUCCGUCUUCUCGCUCCCUACAAUCGCUGAGUUUGCUCGCUACAGGCUCGCUGUUUCGAGGAGGAAGGAGUUGGUCUUAGUAUACUGUAACAAAGAUGUUGCUGUUGCCAACGGAAUCAUCACGAGAGGAAAACGUUUACAUGGCCAAAUUGGCUGAACAGGCUGAGCGGUAUGAAGAAAUGGUCGAGUUCAUGGAGAAAGUUGCUAAGACAGUGGAUGUCGAGGAGCUGACCGUGGAGGAGAGGAACCUACUCUCAGUUGCUUAUAAGAAUGUGAUUGGGGCCAGGAGGGCUUCUUGGAGGAUUAUCUCUUCCAUUGAGCAGAAGGAAGAGGGCCGUGGAAAUGAAGAUCAUGUUUCCAUAAUCAAGGAGUAUAGGGGAAAGAUUGAGGCAGAACUCAGCAAGAUCUGUGAUGGAAUUUUGAGCCUUCUCGAGUCGCAUCUUGUUCCCUCAGCCUCAUCUGCUGAGUCCAAGGUGUUUUAUCUUAAGAUGAAGGGUGAUUACCACAGGUAUUUGGCUGAGUUUAAGACGGGGGCUGAGCGGAAGGAGGCUGCCGAGAACACCUUGGUAGCUUACAAGUCUGCUCAGGAUAUUGCUUUGGCUGAUUUGGCUCCUACUCACCCAAUAAGGCUGGGACUUGCACUUAACUUCUCUGUUUUCUAUUAUGAAAUCCUUAACUCGCCUGAUCGUGCUUGCAAUCUUGCAAAGCAGGCUUUUGAUGAGGCUAUCUCUGAGUUAGAUACGUUGGGCGAGGAAUCAUACAAGGAUAGCACCUUGAUCAUGCAACUUCUUCGAGACAAUCUGACAUUGUGGACUUCUGAUAUCACGGAUGAAGGUGGGGAUGAGAUCAAGGAAACUUCAAAACGGGAGUCUGGUGAGGGGCAGCAGUGACGAGUUUGUAGGAGGAGAUGUACUCUGUACUUGUCAAUUGUGACCUUAUUGUAGGUUCCAUUUACGUGGUUGUAGCAAAAACUUAAUGAAUUUGAAGAUCUUCAGUGCUAGUUGUGUGCUUGGGGUUCAAAUUUAUUACAGAUUAUAAGCUUGUAUUGUGCUUUAAUCAGUAGUUUCUUGUUUCGUGUGGAAAUUUGUCGUGGAUGUGGCAAUUCUAUGAUGCUUUAAUCAGCAUUUCGUUGUUCAGUAUGAAAAUCUGGUUGUGGUUGUAA
Messenger RNA from Cornus florida, 1297 nucleotides. Its product is annotated as 14-3-3-like protein A. The coding region runs from base 231 to 1025 and encodes 264 amino acids. Gene Ontology annotation, cellular component: cytoplasm. The transcript has 5 exons. The record is from RefSeq and is a predicted model, not a curated record. Lineage: Eukaryota; Viridiplantae; Streptophyta; Magnoliopsida; Cornales; Cornaceae. Gene Ontology annotation, biological process: signal transduction.